AGCUGAGCUUGAACAGCUGUCGCGCGCGCACCUCAUUGGUCCUUGUUGAUUUUGUAUUUUUCCAGUCACCUGUUUUUGUUAGCGGAUUCCAUGCCCAACCUUUGUGUUAUGUCAUUAAGCGAUGUGAAAUAACACAACCAUGUGAAUUUGGGAGUCCUCGUUUUGGUCUUUAAAUUACAGCGGAAGGACGAGCUGUGUUUGCUGUGCUGAAAGCUCCAAAAUCGCGAGGAGACAGGACGGCUCCGUCCGAACGUCGCUGAAGCGAUGAAGAGGAAGAACCACUCUAUUGGAGUUUUCUUACUCUUCUGGAGACUGUCGCUGUUUCUCGGUUGGGACAACACACCUGGAAACUGCUGCAGGAGAUGCCAGCACCAGUGGUCACAUUGCGUUAAAAUCAAAUGACCCAUAUGCAAGGAAAUGCAGACCUGAAGAGUAACAUGUGUUGGCCAGUGUAAGGAGGUUGACCAUGCUCCAAGAACUCGACAAGUGCCAAUGUCUCCCUCUGACUUUCUGGACAAACUGAUGGGAAGGACAUCUGGAUAUGAUGCCAGAAUAAGACCAAACUUUAAAGGUCCUCCAGUCAAUGUCUCCUGUAACAUUUUCAUCAACAGCUUUGGUUCCAUUGCUGAAACCACCAUGGACUAUCGCGUGAACAUUUUCCUUCGUCAGCAGUGGAAUGAUCCCAGGCUUGCCUAUGCAGAAUAUCCAGAUGACUCUUUGGAUUUGGACCCCUCUAUGUUAGACUCCAUUUGGAAGCCAGAUCUGUUCUUCGCCAAUGAAAAGGGUGCACACUUCCAUGAGGUUACAACAGACAACAAGUUGCUGCGGAUUUUUAAGAAUGGAAAUGUUUUAUACUCUAUAAGAUUAACGUUAACGCUCUCAUGUCCCAUGGAUCUAAAAAACUUCCCCAUGGAUGUUCAGACCUGCAUUAUGCAGUUGGAAAGCUUCGGUUACACCAUGAAUGACCUGAUCUUCGAGUGGCAGGAGAAUGGACCGGUCCAAGUGGCCGAAGGACUAACGCUCCCACAGUUCAUCCUUAAAGAUGAAUCCGACCUCAGAUACUGUACCAAGCACUACAACACAGGUAAAUUUACUUGUAUUGAAGUGCGGUUCCACCUGGAGCGUCAGAUGGGCUACUACCUGAUCCAAAUGUACAUCCCGUCUCUGCUGAUUGUUAUUCUCUCCUGGGUCUCCUUUUGGAUUAACAUGGAUGCGGCCCCGGCCAGAGUGGCGCUUGGCAUCACUACUGUCCUCACAAUGACAACACAGAGCUCAGGCUCCAGGACUUCAUUGCCAAAGGUCUCCUAUGUGAAGGCAAUAGACAUCUGGAUGGCAGUGUGUCUUCUCUUUGUCUUCUCUGCACUGUUGGAGUAUGCUGCAGUUAAUUUUGUUUCUAGGCAACAUAAAGAGCUGCUACGAUUCAGGCGACAUCCCAAGAAGAGCAAGAACGGUGGAGGUGCAGUUGAUGCAGAUGCGCUAGCUGAAUCCCUCCAUCGUGUAAAUGUCGACAACGGCCUCAAGGCAUCAGACCCUCUCUAUGGAUCUAUCACCAACAUCUACAGCAGCAACUACAGGGAAGGGGAAGUGCAUGAGACCAGAGUGACCUCUACAGCUGCUGUAACCUCCACUCCCAGCAAUAGCAAGGACUCCAAGGCCACCACUAACAAUACUGUCACUGCACCAAACACUCAAGGAACCACGGCAAACACUGCUCUGAAUCGCCCGGGCGCUGCUUCAGGAGGUGGGAAAAGCAUGGAGGAGAUGAGGAAAUUAUUUAUUGACCGAGCCAAGAAGAUUGACACGGUGUCGAGGGCCGGUUUCCCCCUUGCCUUCCUGUUUUUCAACAUAUUCUACUGGGUUCUUUAUAAAAUACUUCGCCAUGAAGAUUUCCAUUAUCCAUAA
This is a messenger RNA of Syngnathus typhle (broad-nosed pipefish), 1902 nucleotides long. It is a transcript of the gene glra3, whose product is annotated as glycine receptor, alpha 3. Gene Ontology annotation, biological process: regulation of membrane potential; chemical synaptic transmission; chloride transmembrane transport. NCBI's taxonomy places the organism in Eukaryota, Metazoa, Chordata, Actinopteri, Syngnathiformes, Syngnathidae. The coding region runs from base 493 to 1902 and encodes 469 amino acids. Gene Ontology annotation, molecular function: chloride channel activity; transmembrane signaling receptor activity; transmitter-gated monoatomic ion channel activity. The record is from RefSeq and is a predicted model, not a curated record. The transcript has 11 exons. Gene Ontology annotation, cellular component: neuron projection; plasma membrane; synapse.